GUCUGAAAAAUGCUUGCAUGCAUAUAUCAUGGAAUUUGAAACCCUGUGGAUUUUGAUUUUGGUGUUGGGUUUGAGGUGUUGUUCAUGGAAAAUAGACUAGGGAACUCCAAUGGAGUUGGAAUUUCAAAGAAAUCGAGAUCCUUGGAUCUUAAAACGCUGUAUAAAUCUAGCAUUCCGAAGGAUUCUGUUAAUAAGAGUUUGAAGCGGAAGAAUAAGCCUGAGGAAGUUGAUGAUCAGCAGAAACAGGACAAGAAGAGCAGAAAAGUUGUUUCUUUAAGUAGCUUUGAGAAAUUUGAUUGCGGUAACGGAAAAAGGGCAGAGAAGGCGUGCAAUGGUGACAAAACUUUGGACGACCUGGUCGACUCGAAGGUGGACUUGGAUGAGAAAAUGUGCAACACUAGUGGGUUGCAAGGGAUUUCGCUUGGUUUGGGAGGUAGUUUGAUUUAUGUACCUAGACGUAGGAGAGGGUUUGUUGGGAGGAGUAGGUUUGAGAAUUGCCUAGGACAAAAGUCUGUUGGGGAAUCUGUUAUUCAGGCCGAGGUGGUCGAUCUGAUACCUAAGGAGCCUGUUGAAGAAUCAUCUAGUGCUUUGGAUCAUCUCCUUAAGGUCAGAGAAAAGGGCUCUGAUGGAGAAGGUAAAGGGUCUGAUUCAGCAUCUCAGUUGAAGUUGGAAAAUGGGUAUUCCAGUCAGCCUGCUGUAAAAGAUGGUCAGUUGGUCUCUGAACAAACACAUAGUAAAAGCAGAAAAAGGAAGCCAUUGGCGCUGGAUAACAGAACUGUUGGAGAAGAGGCCAAGUUAUCAGGUGCUACUUCUGGUAGACUAUCUGAAGUAUCACGGGAAGAUGAUGAAGAAAAUCUUGAAGCUAAUGCAGCAAGAAUGCUGUGUUCGCGGUUUGAUCCAACCUGCACUGAGUUUUCUUCAAAUACUAGUGGUCCUGUUGCACCGUCAGUUGACAGAUUGCCUCCAUUAUCUUCUGGUAAGAAUUCAAAAUGUGUGUCAGAUGAUACCGAUGACAGAAUGUUGCGACCAAGGAGAAAGCAUGAGGAAAAGGGCACCGUUAGGAAAAGGCGGCACUUUUAUGAAAUUUUGUUUUCUGAUGUGGACUCGCUCUGGUUAUUAAACAAAAGAAUAAAGAUUUUUUGGCCUUUGGAUGAGAGUUGGUAUCAUGGCCUAGUGGACAAUUAUGACGAAGAAAGAAACUUGCAUCAUGUAAAGUAUGAUGAUCGUGAUGAAGAGUGGAUCAAUCUUCAGGGUGAAAGAUUCAAAAUUCUUUUGUUCCCUGCUGAAAUUCCUGGUAACAAUCAGCAAAAAAGACGCCGUUCGGGGACCAAAUCUUCUCCGAAAAUAAAAGGGAACGAUCCAACUAGCAAAAGUGAGAAGCAGAAUGCGAAGAUAGAAGAUGAUAGCUGCAUGGGAAACAUGGAAUCUGAGCCCAUCAUCACAUGGUUGGCCCGGUCUUCACAUCAUUUUAAGCCUUCCACUCUUAAGGCUGUAAAGCAAUGGCAAAAAGCUGCAAUGUUGCCAUCUAAAGGAAUCAUGAAACCGAAUGGCGAUGUUGUUGGAGACACUGUUGGACAUGACUCAAGUAGAUCCCUUAGUUCCCUUUCAUCAUAUGGAUUGGCUGGGCAGAAGAGGAAUGAUUCCUUGCUGAAAAGUUCCCGUUUUUCUAAGCAUGGCAAACUUCCUCUGGUUUAUUAUAGGAGGCGGUUUCGUAAUACAAAAAAAGGCAUUUCAGAAGACAAUAAUGUUGAGGUUUUGAGGCAGUAUCAUGUGUCAAAGAGUCCCGAUCCUGAAAUAUAUUUUUGUCCUAUUGAAAAUUCUGGGAAGGUAGUAGAGCUAUACUUACCGUGGAAUAACUCAAAGCGGUUCCGGUUAUUUCUGCGCCUUAAGGCUGUUUCUCUGAUGAGUUACUUUCUUAUAGCUGAUGUUAUUUGGCUGUCACGUGUUGCAUUACUGCUUCAUCAUGGUACAGUUGUCACUAUGUGGCCCAGGGUAUGUUUGGAGAUGCUUUUCCUGAAUAAUCGAGUUGGGUUGAGGCAUCUUAUUUUUGAAGGCUGCUUAAUGGAGGCUGUUUGGUUAAUUUUCCGGAUCUUGAGAGUAUUUGAUCAAUCUGUUGAGCAGAGAACUCUCACUGACUUGCAGUUGCCAGUAUCUUCAAUUGGUUUCAGACUUUCUUGCAUUGCACGUCUCCAGAGGCAUGUGGCAUUUGGAUUCCGCAGUUUCAGUGAAGUGAAACAUUCCAAGUGGACCUACGUGGAGCAGCAUGUCAGGAGACACUCUUUGCUAGCUAAGCAUUUACCAAUUUCAGAAUGUACAUAUGAUAACAUCAAGGCGUUUCAGAUGGGGCAGGUGCUGGAUCUAUCUGUUUCAGGCAAUUCACUGUUGUUUGAGGAUUUGCAGAAGAGAUCUAGGCACUGUGAAGAGCAUGGAGAUAGAGAAGUACAUAGUUCUCCCCAGUCAAGUGAUCUGGCUUCAAACAUCCAAGGUAGCAUCAUUUCCAGCCCUAAUCCCACUGCACUGAGAAGCACAGGGCAGAGAAGUAGAAGUUCUUUCUUUGGCUACCUCUCACAUGGUUGGUCAGAUUCAAAGGGCAGCUUUCUACACACUAAUUUUGGAAAUGGACCAAAGAAGCGACGUACCCAAGUGUCUUAUUCAUUGCCUUCUGGGGGUUCUUAUUCUAGGAACAAAGGUCCUUUGCACAAGGGUCUUCCUCACAAAAGAAUUAGAAGGUCCAGUAACAGAAAGUCUGCUGAUGUUUCCCGAGGUCCGCAGAAGGAUUUGGAGUCUAUUUCCUGUGAUGCCAAUGUGCUGAUCACUCUUGGCGAUAGAGGUUGGAGAGAACAUGGAGCUCAUAUAGUCCUAGAGCCUUUUGAUAGUAACGAAUGGAGACUCGUUGUUAAAAUCUCAGGAUCAACAAAAUACUCGUACAGGGCGCAUCAGUUUCUGCAGCCUGGGUCAACAAACAGGUUUACUCAUGCUAUGAUGUGGAAAGGAGGGAAGGAUUGGAUCUUGGAGUUUCCUGAUCGGAGCCAGUGGUCUCUUUUCAAAGAGAUGCAUGAAGAGUGCUAUGAUAGGAAUAUCCGGGCUGCUUCAGUCAGGAAUAUUCCCAUUCCUGGCAUUCGUUUCAUAGAAAAAUACGAUGACAGUACAGAAGCUCUGUUUACUCGUAAUCCUUCAAAGUAUAUUCAGCAGACUGAAGCUGACGUUGAGAUGGCUUUGGAUCCUCUCCGUGUCAUGUAUGACAUGGACACUGAUGAUGAACAGUGGCUCUUGAGAAUUCACGAGUGUUCAGAGACUGAAAAUAGUGGCUCGUGUGAGAUCACUGAAGGCCUGUUUGAGAAAGCAAUGGACAUGUUUGAGAAGGCUGCAUAUGUAAAGCAGCGUGAUGAGUUCACAUUGAAUGAAAUUGAAGAAUUGAUGACAGGAGCUGGAACCUUGGAAGUAAUGGAAAGGAUAUACGAGCAUUGGCGGACUAAGAGGAUGAGGAAAGGAAUGCCGUUAAUAAGACAUCUUCAGCCCCCGCUGUGGGAAAAAUAUCAAGGAGAGCUGAGAGAUUGGGAACUGGCAAUGAUGAGAGCAAGCAUUCCGUAUUCUUGCGGGUCUCACGAUAAACUAAGGGCGCCGCCUAUUGAGAAGCCAGCGAUGUUUGCUUUCUGUUUGAAGCCUCGAGGCUUGGAAGUUCAGCACAAGGGUUCAAAGCACAGGUCACAGAAGAAGCUCUCAGAUUAUACCCACCAUGGUACGUCAUUCGGAGAUCAUGAGGGAUUCAACUCAAAUGCAGGAAGAAGGUCCGGUGGUGGUUUUGCUUUUUCUGGGGAUGAAAGGUUUUUAUAUCUAAAUCAUGGCUACGAUUACUUGGAUGAAUCUCCAAUGCACCAAGUGUUGCCCGGGAUGUAUUUGUCUCGUGAUCCCAUCAUGGGAUAUCUCUCGACGAAUGGAAAUGGGUACGAAAAGAAUCACCAUAACAAGUUUCAGAGAAAAAACCCGAAGAAACUCGGGGCCCUUGCAUCCACAGGCGACACACAUAUAUCGCCUCUAUAUACCCACGGAAUGAACGGGAAGAGGAUGAGAAAUACCCGAUGGAAUCCGGAUUUUUCUGAAUGGCACAGUCCCAAUUUUUAUUUCUCGCAGCAGCGACUGAACCUGGAUGAAGAAAUACAUAAUUCUACUGAUAUUGACGAUUACAGACUGCGAGACGCGGCUUCUGCAGCGAAACGUGCGCGUGCAUUGGCGAAACUCAAGCGAGAACGAGCCGAGAGGUUAAGCUACAAAGCGGAUUUAGUAAUACAGAAGGCAGCAGCUGCUCUCAUGUGUGCACAGGCAACCAAAGCUUCUUCUUCCGAGUGCCAUUAACAGAGCGGAAAACCCUAAACUCUACUAGUUCCCCUUCAUCAUUCAACCAACUUCUCUAAGCAGCUCAGAUCCUUUUCCAGAGGUAAGAAAAAGAAAAAAAAACAGGGUUUCGUGGUUUUUCUUCUUUCCUCUUCCUUUGGCCUAUGUGGAGGGUUUUUGUCUCGGGUUCUCGACCAUUGUACAGAGAUUUCCACAUUCACCCUUAGCAUCCGCCGCCCCCUCGAAAUCGGCUAUAGAUAGAGCUUUAAGUAGGGUUUUUUUUUUAAAUGUUUUCUGACGCACCAAAAUAACACCUUGGGGGACAGUGUUGGAUCAAACUUGGAAGAGUGAUGAUGGGUGGGGAUGCUUUUGUGGGAACUUGGUAGUAGUAAAAAAAAAAAAAAAAAAAAAGAGGGAAUGAUCCGAAGAAGAGAUUGCAAAAAAAAAAAAAAAGAGAAAACGUUGUAAGUAAUUAUUUUUAUAGUUUAUUAUGUAAAGAGGUUUCAGAUCGGCCAA
Messenger RNA from Tarenaya hassleriana, 4848 nucleotides. RefSeq lists its product as uncharacterized. The transcript has 5 exons. Gene Ontology annotation, biological process: regulation of transcription by RNA polymerase II. The coding region runs from base 85 to 4353 and encodes 1422 amino acids. Gene Ontology annotation, cellular component: piccolo histone acetyltransferase complex. The record is from RefSeq and is a predicted model, not a curated record. Lineage: Eukaryota; Viridiplantae; Streptophyta; Magnoliopsida; Brassicales; Cleomaceae.